Penicillium argentinense is the source of this 1260-nucleotide messenger RNA. RefSeq names its product 3-ketoacyl-coA thiolase peroxisomal A precursor. Gene Ontology annotation, molecular function: acetyl-CoA C-acyltransferase activity. Gene Ontology annotation, biological process: phenylacetate catabolic process; fatty acid beta-oxidation. The record is from RefSeq and is a predicted model, not a curated record. The transcript is spliced from 3 exons. Lineage: Eukaryota; Fungi; Ascomycota; Eurotiomycetes; Eurotiales; Aspergillaceae. The coding region runs from base 1 to 1260 and encodes 419 amino acids. Gene Ontology annotation, cellular component: peroxisome.
AUGUCUUCUGCCCAGCAGCGUCUGAACCAAGUGUCCUCCCACAUCGGCCCUGGUGGCCAGAAGGGAGCCGCCGCCCUGACCGAGAAACAUCCCGAUGAUAUUGUCGUGACAUGUGCUCUGCGCACUGCUCUUACCAAGGGUGGAAAGGGUGGCUUUAAGGACACCGCCGCCGCCGAUCUGCUGGCUGGUGUCUUUAAGGCCGUCAUUAACAAGAGCGGCAUCGAUCCCAAGACCGUCGAGGACAUUGCUGUUGGCUCUGUCCUGCCCCCGGGUGGUGGUGCGACCGAGUUCCGUGCCGCCGCUCUGGUUGCUGGUUUCCCCGAGACUGCCGCCGUGAAGUCCUUGAACCGUCAGUGCUCAAGCGGUCUCCAGGCCAUCGUUGACAUUGCCAAUGCUCUGAAGUCCGGCAUGAUCGAUGUCGGUAUCGGUGCCGGUGUUGAGAGCAUGUCCUCCCAGUACGGCCCCGGUGCCGUUACCGAGUUCUCCGAGCUCCUCGAGAACCACCCCGAGUCUGCCAACUGCAAGGUUCCCAUGGGUGUUCUGUCCGAGGACAUGGCCAAGGACCGUGGUGUUACCCGUGCUGCCCAGGACUCCUUCGCUGCUUCCUCCUACCAAAAGGCCGUCAAGGCCCAAAAGGCCGGUCUCUUCAAUGAGGAGAUUGCCCCUCUUGAUGUGAAGUGGACCGACCCCAAGACCGGCGAGGAGAAGACCAUCACCGUCAAGGCUGACGAUGGUAUCCGUGAGGGUAUCACCGCUGAGUCUCUCGGCAAGAUCCGCCCUGCCUUCGCCAAGGACGGCUCCAUCCACGCCGGUAACGCCUCUCAGAUCUCCGACGGUGCCGCCGCCGUCCUGCUCAUGAAGCGCUCCACUGCCGAGCGCCUGGGCCAGAAGAUUAUCGGCAAGUACGUCGCUGCCAGCGUUGUCGGUGUCAAGCCCCUGCUUAUGGGUGUUGGCCCCUGGGCCGCCAUCCCCGUUGCCCUGGAGAAGGCCGGCAUCACUAAGGAUGAUGUCGACAUCUACGAGAUUAACGAGGCCUUCGCCUCGCAGUGCGUGUGGUGUGUCAACGAGCUUGGCCUGCCCCAGGAAAAGAUCAACCCCAAGGGCGGUGCGAUUGCCUUCGGUCACCCGCUUGGCUGCACCGGUUCUCGCCAGGUUAGCACCCUGCUGACCGAGCUCAACCGGACCAACAAGAAGAUCGGUGUCACCUCCAUGUGUGUGGGUACCGGUAUGGGUAUGGCCGCCGUCUGGGUGGCCGAGUAA